Molecule: messenger RNA, 2940 nt
Organism: Colossoma macropomum (tambaqui)
Lineage: Eukaryota; Metazoa; Chordata; Actinopteri; Characiformes; Serrasalmidae
Product: extracellular calcium-sensing receptor-like
Exons: 9
Coding region: 1-2940 (979 amino acids)
Biological process (GO): G protein-coupled receptor signaling pathway
Cellular component (GO): membrane
Molecular function (GO): G protein-coupled receptor activity
Source: RefSeq, a predicted model, not a curated record
AUGGAUGCACUAAUGGAGACUCGAGAGGAAAUUGCUGAAAUAUUGUGCACAUUAUCCAGAGAGAAGCUCAUAGUACUCAGUAGCUUCCUCGGCAUUCAUAGUGAAGGCCUAGCAAGCAGUACACGCCUCUCCCUCAUAUCCCUGAUUAGUAAUCAUCUUGUGAGGAAGGAGCUAGGGGACUUAGAGGACUGUGGCUUGGCUGAGCUCUUAAGUAUUUGGGAAAAGUUGAACGAAUUGGUGGCUGCUCCUAUUAUGAACACUGCUGAAGGAGAGUCAAUGAGUAGCGAAAAAGAGAAACUCAAACAAGAAAUCAUAUUUCAGCCACAGCAAACUCCCACUCCAUACCAGUACCCUAUGCAGUUCCAGCAGUGCUCUGCAUUACAGCAGUACCCAACCAAUGCCAAACCGCACCAGUUUCCAGUACUACAGCAACCUUCUCCAGCCCUACUUCCACAGUAUACUGCACCACCUCAGUACACUGCCCAGCCUUCGCAGGGUGUAACUCAGGGUUUUUGUCUUCGUUCAGAGAUUGGUUCUGGGUUGGGCUUCAUUGGUGAGGCCAAAAAAGUGCAGCAUUUGAAGAACCAUGUAUCUAAAUUUCCCAGCAUGAGUUUCCGGGAACUGCGCUUCGCUCGUGCCAUGGAGUUCACCAUCCACGAGAUCAACAACAGAACAGAUCUCCUGCCGGGAAUCACGUUAGGAUACCAGAUACACGACUCAUGUGGUGCAGUGUCGAUGGCAAUCAAAGCUGCAUUUCAGUUUGCAAACGGCAUGGAACAAUUUUUCAAUGAUACUGAUUCCUGUUUAAGAUCUGCGGCCGCUGCUGUACCUGCUCUCGUGGGGGAUUCUAAUUCCACCCCAUCUAUCAGUAUGGCCAGAAUACUGGGUCUUUUUGGAAUUCCACAGGUGAGUCACUACGCAACCUGCGCAUGUCUGAGCGAUAAGCUUCAGUAUCCUGCCUUCUUCAGGACCGUGCCUAGUGACCAUCACCAAGCGGCUGCACUAGCGAAAAUGGUCAAGCAUUUUGGCUGGACAUGGAUUGGGGCAGUGCGCAGUGACUCAGACUAUGGUAAUAAUGGAAUGGCGGCGUUUCUAAAGGCUGCGCAGGAGGAGGGCAUCUGUGUGGAGUACUCCGAGUCCUACUACAGAACACAACCGCGCAGUAAACUGGAGAGAGUGGCAAACGUCAUCCGCAGAUCAACAGCCCGGGUAAUAGUAGCGUUUCUUGCCGCAGGCGAAAUGAGGCUUCUGUUAGAAGAACUGGCGAGACAGCCGCCGCCUCCCCUUCAGUGGAUCGGCAGCGAAGCCUGGAUUAUAGAAACAGAGUUUCUGCGCUUUAACAUGUGCGCUGGGGCGAUAGGUUUUGGGGUCCCCCGCUCAGUGAUUCCAGGUCUUCGUGAGUUUCUUCUGGAUCUCUCUCCAGAACAAGCACUGAAAUCACCUUUGCUAACGGAGUUUUGGGAGAGCUCGUUCAGCUGUCGCUUAAAGGGCUCCUCAGAGGGCGCGCGGGAAUGUGACGGCAGCGAGGACAUCCGCGCGCUGCAGAACCCAUAUACAGACAUUUACACAACGUCUAACAUGGUGUACGAAGCUACGUAUGCCAUAGCGCAUGCCAUCCACGGUGUUAUCUGUAAUGACACGCAGUGUGACAAGAGCGCACAAUUCACACCAUGGCAGAUACUCGAGCAGCUCAAGAGAGUGAACUUCACUACAAAGGAUGGUUAUCAGGUCUCGUUUGAUUCCAGUGGUGAUCCUGUUGCCGUCUACGAGCUCAUAAACUGGCAGGUUAAGAAAGAUGGUGGUUUGGAUUUUGUGACUGUGGGUCACUAUGACUCAUCCAGACCAAGAGGCCAGGAGUUCAGUAUGAGCAGAGCUAUCAGCUGGGUGGGAGGACAGACUGAGGUGCCAAGAUCUGUGUGCAGUGAGAGCUGUCCUCCAGGAACCAGGAAGGCUGUGCAGAAAGGAAAGCCAGUCUGCUGCUAUGACUGUAUACCAUGCACAGAAGGAGAGAUCAGUAACAGGACAGACUCUUUGAAUUGUGUUCCUUGCCCUCCUGAGUUCUGGCCCAAUGCCCAGCGAGACAGCUGCCUCCCUAAGCCUGUGGAGUUCCUUUCCUGGGACGACACUCUGAGCAUCAUCUUGACAGUGUCCUCCACCACUGGGGCCUUCAUAGCUGUAUGUGUGGCUGCUGUCUUCUACAAACACAGAACUUCUCCCAUUGUCCGAGCAAACAACUCAGAGCUGAGCUUCCUGCUGCUCUUCUCACUGACUCUGUGUUUCCUCUGCUCACUUACUUUCAUUGGUCGGCCCUCUGAUUGGUCCUGUAUGCUGCGCCACACAGCGUUUGGGAUCACCUUCGUCCUCUGCAUCUCCUGUGUUCUAAUGAAAACAAUAGUGGUGUUAAUGGCCUUCAGAGCUACACUUCCAGGCAGUAAUGCCAUGAAAUGGUUUGGGCCUCCACAGCAGAGACUCAGUGUUCUCACCUUCACUCUCAUACAGGUCCUUAUUUGUGUGCUUUGGUUGACAACAUCUCCUCCUCUCCCCUUCAAAAAUCUAAAACAAUACAAGGAAAGGAUAAUACUGGAAUGUGGAUUAGGUUCAUCUAUAGGUUUCUGGGCUGUGCUGGGUUAUAUAGGAUUUCUGGCUCUUUUGUGUUUUAUUUUAGCUUUUCUAGCACGAAAGCUGCCUGAUAAAUUUAAUGAAGCCAAGUUCAUCACAUUCAGCAUGCUCAUAUUCUGUGCAGUUUGGAUUACCUUUAUCCCUGCUUAUGUCAGCUCUCCUGGAAAGUUCACUGUAGCUGUAGAGAUAUUUGCUAUUCUGGCCUCAAGCUUUGGUUUGAUUACUUGUAUUUUUGCUCCCAAGUGUUUCAUAAUCAUGUUUAGGCCAGAGCAGAACACCAAGAAACACAUCAUGGGUAAAGUUCCCUCCAAAUCUCUUUGA